CAGCCCGAUCAAUAGUUGGCUACUUAAAGCGGAACUGGCGCAAUAUGCGCAAAGCAACCAAUAGAGGAUCGCGAUUUUUAGUCUGUGAGUCUCGUCCACUUAGAUAUUGAACAUUCCAAAGGCCGGUCUCCUCCUUCUCGGUGUUCUUUGUUGUCGAUCGCCGCCCUUAAAUAAAUCAAAAUGCUGUACGCCGCCAGAUUGAUCGCCCCUGCAGCCAGGUCUGCUCUCUUCAGCAACACAGCCCUUGUUAGGCCACUGGCAGCUCUGCCACAAGCGCAGAUUGUCCCCGCCCCAGUUUCCCAGCUGUCUGCUGUGCGUUCUUUCCAGACCACAGCGGUCACUAAGGACAUUGACUCCGCCGCCAAGUUCAUUGGUGCCGGAGCUGCCACAGUUGGAGUGGCUGGAUCUGGUGCUGGUAUUGGGACAGUUUUUGGUUCCCUCAUCAUCGGCUAUGCUAGAAACCCAUCUCUCAAGCAACAGCUGUUCUCAUAUGCCAUCUUGGGUUUCGCCCUGUCCGAGGCCAUGGGACUGUUUUGUCUUAUGAUGGCCUUCCUGUUGCUCUUUGCUUUCUAAGCUAAUUAUUUUAAGAACACUACUACUGCCAUCCUACAUGAGGUUUCUUAUCUAUCUGGAGUGGACGGCCAUGGAAUCGAAUGUGUGAAACCUCCCUUUUAGUGGUGCGAGAACUAUGUGUUAAGUGUUACACUCACCAGUGCAUCAUGAAUGCAGUUUAUUUAAUAAUUAUGUAGUAUAAAAAUCUGCAAAUAAAAUGUUGUACCUAAAUAUUCAAUUAUUCCUAUACCUUAUAUAUGUAGAAAGUUCAAAUCAUGUUAUUUAUGCCUAGCUUUCCGGUAUCUGUCUGAGGUCGGUGAUAAAUGAUAAUAAUAGCCGCAUGAAGGUGGCAUGUAGAAUUGUUAUCGACUUUGCUGUUUGGGAUUGCCGUCUGUAUUGUACAUUUUUAGGGAGAUUAAAUGAUACAAACCGA
Messenger RNA from Danaus plexippus (monarch butterfly), 985 nucleotides. It is a transcript of the gene ATPsynC, whose product is annotated as ATP synthase lipid-binding protein, mitochondrial. The transcript has 4 exons. Gene Ontology annotation, biological process: proton motive force-driven ATP synthesis; proton transmembrane transport. The record is from RefSeq and is a predicted model, not a curated record. Lineage: Eukaryota; Metazoa; Arthropoda; Insecta; Lepidoptera; Nymphalidae. Gene Ontology annotation, molecular function: proton transmembrane transporter activity. The coding region runs from base 181 to 573 and encodes 130 amino acids.